CGCGUUCGAGCAGCGGGGGAAGGAGGCGUUCGAGCCGCCUUUGUCUCGGUAACCGGCGCCCGUCCUUCCUGCCGGCUGCGCCGGGGGGGGGGCUCAGUGGUUCCGCGGCCGCCCCAGGCAUGCCGCGCCGGGGCUGCGGGAGGCGGCCGGUUGCGCACGCUUCCGACGGAUGCCUCGGGCUGUAGCGGCGGCGUUUGGGGCGCGGGACUCGGCGGCGGCUGCCGGUGCGGGAUUGCCGUGAGCGCGCUCUGGAAGAGGAGGAACUGGAAGGCAGGAGCAGCGGUGUUGGCUCUCCUCCGCCGGGGUCAGCCCUCCUGCAUGGUCGCGUUACUGUCGUGUGGACGCAUUGUCAAGCGCGCACCGAGAAAGGGACUCGCUUGUUCCCCCCCUCCCCGUGCUUGGUUUUCGUCGUGAUCAUCGUGCCGAAAUAACCACUUUUCUCCCGGUUUGCUGGUCCGCACCGAGGCAGGGGGAAUAUGCUCAUGAAGGAGUACCGGAUCUGCAUGCCUUUGACAGUUGAAGAGUACAGAAUUGGCCAGCUGUACAUGAUAAGCAAGCAUAGCCAUGAGCAGAGCGACCGAGGUGAAGGUGUGGAAGUGGUGCACAAUGAACCCUAUGAAGAUCCAAACCAUGGCAAUGGUCAGCUAACAGAAAAACGUGUCUAUCUCAACAGCAAACUGCCUAGCUGGGCUAGAGCCGUUGUUCCCAAAAUAUUUUAUGUUACAGAGAAAGCUUGGAAUUAUUAUCCUUAUACAAUCACAGAAUACACAUGUUCAUUUUUGCCUAAAUUCUCCAUUCACAUAGAGACAAAAUACGAGGACAACAAAGGAAGCAAUGACAGUAUUUUUGACAAAGAAGCUAAAGACCUGGAGAGAGAAGUCUGCUUUAUUGAUAUUGCCAGUGAUGAAAUUCCCGAGCGCUAUUACAAGGAAUCAGAGGAUCCUAAAUAUUUCAAGUCACAGAAGACUGGGAGAGGCCAGUUAAAAGAAGGCUGGAGAGAGACACAUCAGCCCAUCAUGUGUUCCUACAAGCUUGUGACUGUGAAAUUUGAAGUCUGGGGGCUUCAAACCAGAGUAGAGCAAUUUGUACACAAGGUCGUCAGAGAUAUACUAUUGAUUGGUCACCGGCAGGCAUUUGCCUGGGUUGAUGAGUGGUACGAUAUGACUAUGGAUGAUGUUCGAGAAUACGAGAAAAACAUGCAUGAAAAAACCAACAUUAAAGUUUGCAACCAACAUUCAUCUACUGUGGAUGAAAUAGAGAGCCAUGCCAAAGCAAGAACAUGACAAUGGAUGAAGUCCGAGAGUUUGAACGAGCAACUCAGGAAGCCACCAACAAGAAGAUUGGGAUUUUCCCACCUGCAAUAUCUAUCUCUAACACUUCCAUGCCUUCUUCAACCCGCAGUGCUCCAUCUAGUGCUCCA
Messenger RNA from Pezoporus flaviventris, 1420 nucleotides. RefSeq names its product phosphatidylinositol transfer protein cytoplasmic 1 (gene PITPNC1). Bases 477 to 1283 code for a protein of 268 amino acids. Gene Ontology annotation, biological process: phospholipid transport. Gene Ontology annotation, molecular function: phosphatidylinositol transfer activity; phosphatidylinositol binding. Lineage: Eukaryota; Metazoa; Chordata; Aves; Psittaciformes; Psittacidae. Gene Ontology annotation, cellular component: cytoplasm. The transcript is spliced from 10 exons. The record is from RefSeq and is a predicted model, not a curated record.